AUGUCUCACCUUGAUGAUCUUCCUUCCACUCCCGGCAAGUACAAGAGCGAUAAAGUGACGCCGUACGGGAUUCUCCACCACCACCGUUACCUCCGCCUCUCCAAGCUCACGCUCUGGGCUUCGAUCUUCCUCGCUCUGUUCCUCUUCUACAUCGUCCUCUCCCCUCCGCCUUCACCUUCUCGCCGGAAUCUCAACGACUCAUCAGUUUCCGCCGCGAAAUACGGCGGCUCUCACUGGGAGAAGCAAGUCCGGAAAUCCGCUCACCCCAGGUCUCCCGGCGGUUUAACGGUUCUAGUCACCGGAGCAGCCGGAUUCGUCGGCACUCACGUCUCGAUCGCGCUGCGGAGACGCGGCGACGGGGUUCUAGGUCUCGACAAUUUCAAUCGGUACUACGAUCCGAAGCUGAAGCGAGCGAGGCAAGCGCUUCUAGAGAGAUCAGGAGUCUUCGUCGUCGAAGGCGACAUAAACGACGCCGUAUUGCUCAGGAAGCUCUUCGACGUCGUCCUCUUCACGCACGUGAUGCACCUCGCCGCACAAGCCGGCGUCCGCUACGCGAUGCAGAACCCAGGAUCCUAUGUCAACAGCAACAUCGUCGGGUUCGUGAAUCUGCUGGAAGUCUCGAAAUCGGCGAAUCCGCAGCCGGCGAUCGUCUGGGCUUCGUCUAGCUCCGUCUACGGCCUCAAUUCGAAAGUACCUUUCUCGGAGAAAGACCGCACGGACCAUCCGGCGAGCUUAUACGCAGCGACGAAGAAAGCAGGCGAAGGAAUCGCCCACACCUACAACCACAUCUACGGCUUAUCGCUUACGGGUCUGAGGUUUUUCACCGUCUAUGGACCUUGGGGGAGACCAGACAUGGCGUAUUUCUUCUUCACGAAAGACAUUCUCAAAGGGAAGACGAUAACGGUGUUCGAGUCUCCUGAUAAAGGUAGUGUCGCUAGGGAUUUCACUUACAUUGAUGAUAUAGUGAAAGGCUGUUUAGGUGCGUUAGACACUGCUGAGAAGAGUAGUGGUAGUGGUGGGAAGAAGAAAGGUCCUGCCAUGUUUAGGAUUUACAAUUUGGGGAAUACUUCGCCUGUUCCUGUGACUAAGCUUGUCAAGAUACUGGAGAAGCUUUUGAAGAUGAAGGCUAAGAAAAAGACCAUGCCUUUGCCUAGGAACGGCGAUGUCGAGUUCACUCAUGCCAACAUCACGCUGGCGCAGGCUGAGAUCGGUUAUAAACCGGCGGUUGAUCUUGAGACCGGUUUGAAAAAGUUUGUGAAAUGGUACAUGGGGUUUUACAAGAAGAAGAGCUCUUGGUGA
Molecule: messenger RNA, 1299 nt
Organism: Microthlaspi erraticum
Lineage: Eukaryota; Viridiplantae; Streptophyta; Magnoliopsida; Brassicales; Brassicaceae
Source: the annotation of a GenBank genome assembly